AUGGACGAGCAGGAGCAUGACAUUAUUGUUCAUUUUAACAACUCUAUUUUCACCAUUAAUAGGGUCGACCCUGAUAGUUAUUGUUGUAUGGAUAUGGUAACAGAUGUUGCAGAAGUUACCAAUGUUUUUAUGGGUGAUAGUUUAUCGAAGAUAGUUGAGGGUGAUGAUGCCCCUAAUGUUAGUUAUGAGUACAAUGAUGAUACCAUCAACACACAGUUAGAUGAAAACAGUGACGAUGGGUUUUUGGAUUAUCAAUCAGGGGAUGAAGGAUAUGUUAGUAGUACAGAUUUUGAGGAAAUUGAAGCUGAAGUGGAUGAAACACGUAGAAGGGGUAGGAAAAGAAAGUGCAAUGUCGGUGAUACUUCAAGAUUUGAAGUGGAGUUUAAUGUUCCUGAAGAUUGA
Ilex paraguariensis (yerba mate) is the source of this 402-nucleotide messenger RNA. The record is from the annotation of a GenBank genome assembly. Lineage: Eukaryota; Viridiplantae; Streptophyta; Magnoliopsida; Aquifoliales; Aquifoliaceae.